Entrophospora candida is the source of this 443-nucleotide messenger RNA. The record is from the annotation of a GenBank genome assembly. Lineage: Eukaryota; Fungi; Glomeromycota; Glomeromycetes; Entrophosporales; Entrophosporaceae.
GUUUUAUAUUAUCAAAAAUAUAUUUUUUGUGGUAUUUGUUAUGGUAUUCAAGAACCAGGAUUGGAAAAAGCAUCUAAAAAACGAAAUUUACAAUUAUAUAAUUAUAUAAAACAACUCUCUGAUGUUGAAGAAAAGGGCGAUCCCGUUUUAAUCAUUAUCCCAAAUCCUCAAUGGGUCAAUCAACGUGUAAAGAAAGCUGUUAUCACGGUUCCUGCAUAUUUCAAUGUCUCGCAACAAGAGAUGCUGGCUACAACUAGUGACACCCAUUCAGACGGUGAAGACUUUGAUAAUAACCUGCCGGAAUAUUUUAAACAAGAAUUUAAACAGGAUCACACCGAAUGCUGUGAUGGUGUGAUACCAUCUGAUGAACAUCUUGGUCUUGAUGAUAUGUCGUGUGGUAUUACCGCAGUCACAGAGCCGUCGGCCAUCUUCACCUACGCAAC